This is a messenger RNA of Didymodactylos carnosus, 2428 nucleotides long. The record is from the annotation of a GenBank genome assembly. NCBI's taxonomy places the organism in Eukaryota, Metazoa, Rotifera, Eurotatoria, Philodinida, Philodinidae.
GCGUCAAACAGGACCGAACUGAUCUUCGCUACAUCCUGUAAGUCACCAACAACAAAGCGAUAUUACACCGAGGAAACUCAUAGAGACGAUCGAUAAUCAACCAUUUGGUGCAUUUCUCACUUUAGUGUAUUUAUUUUGAGAUCUUUUAACACGGCCCACAUGCUAAUUGAACCUAUAUAGGCGAAUCUCUUAGAUUUUGUGCAUCUUCUGACAAAGGUAACCCAGUUUUUGACUUUCAAAACUGUUAGGAGAAAAACGGCUCAACUUUGUAACAAAUGUAGCAAAAACGAAAGGGCUUAGUUUUUUCUGCUUCCACACUGAAACUCAGAGAUGGGCGAGUCAAGCCAUUUUUCGAGUCGAGUCGAGUCCGAUACAUUCCGUAACGGCUUCGAGUCGAGUCAAGAUAUUUUUGCCAUUUUUUCGUUUUCUGUUUAUUUUUAUAAAGAAAAUUAACAAGUUUUUCGUGACACAAUAUUUAGUUCCCAGUUCUUAAUCCACGAAAAAAACAAAGUCCUACAUGAAAUGAAAUGACACAAGUACUAUAGAUUUAUCAACAAAACAGGAACAUCAAAAUCAACUAUUCUCUUUUACUCCAUAUUUGAAUCCAAUCAAUAUUAAAUCAGUCGUAAAAGCAUUUUUCUCUCAAUAUCUCAACCAUGAAGUUAAUAUUAAAUUGUUAAAUGCUUUGAAUACAUUUUUAAAAAGUAUCAAUCCAAUUUAUAAUCAAUCCCUGGCAUCAUUUGUUCAAGAUAAAAAUUUUCGAUGGACUGACAAAGAUGUUGUUCAAACUUAUCUGAAUAGUUUGAAAGCAUGGUUAGUUGAAGAUGCUUUAUUAAAGAAGAAAAUGAAGAAAAAAUAUGAAGAAAAUGAAGAUAAUAUAGAAGAUAUCGAAGCUCAUGAUGAAGAUGAUCAACAAAGUAAUGCUCCGAGACGCCAGAAAACGAAAUUCGAAUCUGAUUUUGAAAAUUUUCUCAAAGCUGUUGUUGCUGAUUUAAAAAAUUGGGAUCAAAUUAUCAAACCUCUCAAUGAGCUGAUCAAUAAAAAUCAAGAGUAUAAAGCAAGGUUUGGUUCACCACCAAGUUUCGAUAAGAGUGGAUAUCUUGAUAGUGCAAAAUCAUUCAUUUCACGUUCAUUAAUUGAUAACAAGUCAAUUGAACAAGCACAACAUUUGAUCAAAAUAUAUUAUUUAGCAAAAUCUAUUCUUACUUACAAUCAGAAUCUUUAUAUUUGUAAUGCUAUGAUGUUAAAAGAACAAGGAAAUUUUCCAGAAGAUAUCUGUUUUGUCAAGCAUAAUGAAUUCGAUUCGUUCCUCGAGCAAUACCAAACACAUCCUGUACCAUCUGAUGGUAACGACUGUGAAGUUUAUAUGGUGAAUCAUGGUUUAGCUUGUGCACCAUUUCGAUAUCUUUUAUCGCUUCAUUUAAAUAUAAAAUUAUGUUCCUAUCGAAAAAUUAGUUAUCAAACAUUGAAGAAUAUUGAAAUACUUAAUCCAAUGGCUAAUGAAUGUGAAACAUUAUGGUUACAUGAUGGUAAACAACCAAUUGGUAUUGCUCCUGAUGAAGAUUUUCGAAGAUUAGUUGCUGCUCAAAAGUUAAUGGUAUCGAAGUAUGAAAAGGAUUUAGCUGCUGAAAUGCAAGAUUUCACACGAAUAGAUUAUAAUAAAAAAGAAAAUAUUUCAGCAUGUGCAUCGUAUUUUCCAUCACCACUUCAAAGUGCUGUUAUUGAAUGGAUUGAAAAUUACAUAGCCAUCACACAAGACCAAUCACUUCUUCAUCUUCUUUAUAAUCGAAUUUGGGUUGAUGGUUGCCAUUUUUCAUUAUUUGAACUGCAAUUUAUCUUUGCAUCACUUGCGAGUUUAAAAACAUUGUAUCAUUGUGAUGUCAAUUAUCUUUUCCUACUUGCUAAUUCAGUUUCACAAUCACAACUUGUCGAUGUGUUUUUAUAUGCUAGACUGGAAUAUCAUUUUGGAAAAAGAUUUAGUCCAUCAUCGAAAAUAUUUACUGGUAUCCAGUUGAUACCAAAUACUCGUUACAAAGCUUUAUUAGCAGUUAAACUCAGUGAUUAUCAUUCAACAAUUAAUGAAGAUGAUCUUUAUAAGAUUAUUUUAAUGCUUCAACAUGCAUCGAAUGGAUCUGAGCAGUUGGUGAAGAUUGGUUUAGAUGAAUGGAUUUCUAUCGCUCAAAAACAAAAAUGGAGUGAAAUUGGGUAUUUACUCAAGCAAUAUGGUUCGAUUGGUUAUUAUCUUGGUGUUUUAGAUAGCAAAGAAUUCAAGAAAGAAGAAGAAGAAAUGCGAAAAAUCAUUGAUGAAGCAACAAUUAUUCCAGAAAAACUUAUUGCAUUAUUUACACAAUGGAUUGUCGCAGGAGAAAUUGAUGUUGAUAAGAAAUUGUUAACCCUUUGGCUCCCGGCGACAUAUAAAUACGUCUAG